AUGAAACAAGUGAGUGGGCAUCUUUCUUUGUAUGAUUGGCAUGGCGAUCACACUUGUAGGCUGUUAAAGCUAAAGACUCUUGUCGAAGAGAGUGUUAUCGAUCAAGGAGUGUUCCUCGGACUCCUUAUAGGUUUACAUAUGGAUAAGAAAUCUCAUGGCUCAUCCUUUGUCACGGCAUCGUCCUUUGGGCUCAAUUACAUUCGAACACGAUCCAUUCCGUCUCCACUUAGGUUCUCGUCAUUGGCCAAUGAGUCUUCUUUAAAUCUUCACAAUGAUUCGUAUAAAGCGAAGUGCACCAUCGAGCAGACUUCCAAACUCACCUUAACGGUACAAGAGAAAAAUAUUCAUUGGAGUCCUUCAAAAUCACCAAAAAGUCCACCGCAACAGAAUGCACGGUUAGAGGGUAAUUGCUCGAACUUUUCCAAGGAAAUACAGUCACCACGUUUCAAAGCAUUACUGCGUGUUACAAGUGGCCGUAAGAAGCGAACACCGGAUAUCAAGAGUUUCUCUCACGAACUUAAUUCCAAAGGAGUUCGACCUUUCCCUCUUUUUAAGCCUCGCGCUCUUGGACAUAUGGAGGAGAUUAUAGUGGCGAUCAGGACAAAGUUCGAUAAGUUGAAGGAAGAAGUUAACUCUGAUUUAGGUGCAUUUGCUGGUGAUUUGGUUGGUAUCCUUACAAGUUCAGAGUUUCCCCCUGAAAUGAGAGAGAGUUUGGAGGAUUUAUUAGUGGUUGCCCGGUCAUGCUCAAAGAUGUCCUAUGAUGAAUUUUGGGUAAAAUGUGAAGGCAUUGUUCAGAAGUUGGAUGACCGACGUCAAGAACUACCCAUGGGAAUCCUUAAACAAGCACAUACUCGCAUUCUCUUUAUCCUCACUCGGUGUACAAGGCUUGUGCAGUUCCAAAAGGAAAGUGGUUAUGAGAAAGAUCGCAUAAUGGGCCUUCACCAACUUAGUGAUCUUGGGGUCUAUCCAGAACAAUUGUUGGAAACUAUUCAACAUGACGUUUCUGGCCCUUUGAGUGAGAAGGGUGUGAAUGAUAAAAAGACGAAGAAGUCCCAUGGUAAGGGAAAAGGUGGUAGAGCUCAUGAAAAUGCCAAAAGGGCCUAUAGGAUGUCUUCAUGGAGGAAACUUCCGUCUCCUGCCAAGAAAAAUAAUAAAGGAGCAUUUGCUGUUCUAGUGUCAGAGGGUAAAUCAGAAGAUUCUUUGCAUGCCAAAGAUGGGAUGAAAACUUGUGGCGACUACAAUGUUGGUUCUCUUGACACUUCGUCAUGCCAUCCUGAUCAUACACAAGAAGUUGCAGGGUUAUCUUGGGGGUUUUGUGGGGAUCAUCUGCAAUAUGUUACUGAUGAGCAUCUGAUGAUUUGUCGAAUUUGCGAAGUUGAAAUACCAACUGCACAUGUGGAGGAGCACUCUCGAAUUUGCACCAUUGCUGACAGGUGUGAUUUGAAAGGUUUAAGGGUAAACGAACGACUUGAGAGGGUUGCUGAAACUCUUGAAAAGAUAAUUGAGUCCUCCACACCAAAAAGCACUCUGAAAAGUACUAAUACUCCAGAAGAGAAUUUUGAUGCUGCAAGAUUAUCAAACUCAAGUACACAUGAAGAAACGGAGGAAAUGUCACCAAAGCAAAACAACUUGUCUUGUAAAUGCUCUGAAGAUAUGAUUGAUUGUGUUCCUGAUGCCUCAGCAGGAGGAAGCUUGACCCCACGAUCUCCACUGUUAACUCCACGAACCAGCCAAAUUGAAUUGCUUUUGAAUGGAAGGAAAACAAUGUCAGAGCUUGAGAACCAUCAUCAGAUACUCAAGCUACUUGAUGUUGCUCGUUCUGUUGCAAAUAUAAACAAUUGUAACUAUACCUCAUUGCAAUACAUGCUUGAACGGCUGGAUUACCUAAAAUAUGUCAUCCAAGAUAGGAAGAUGGACGCUCUCAUCAUAGAGACUUUUGGAAGACGUAUUGAGAAAUUAUUACAGGAGAAGUAUGUACACCUUUGUGGGCAAAUAGAUGAUGAAAAAGUAGAUUCAUCAAAUAUGGCUGAUGAUGAGAGUUCAGUAGAAGAAGAUACAAUCCGCAGUCUGCGUACCAGCCCUAUCAAGGCGUGCUCCAACGACCGAACAUCUAUUGAAGAUUUCGAGAUAAUAAAACCAAUAAGCAGGGGUGCAUUUGGACGAGUGUUCCUUGCCAGAAAAAGAGCGACUGGAGACUUAUUUGCUAUAAAGGUGCUAAAGAAGGCUGAUAUGAUUCGUAAAAAUUCAGUUGAAAGCAUUUUAGCAGAGCGUAACAUCCUUAUCUCUGUUCGCAACCCUUUUGUGGUCCGCUUUUUCUACUCAUUCACAUGCAGAGAAAAUCUUUAUUUGGUUAUGGAGUACUUAAAUGGAGGAGAUCUUUACUCUUUGUUAAGAAAUCUAGGAUGUUUAGAUGAAGAUAUGGCCCGUGUAUAUAUUGCAGAAGUUGUUCUUGCUUUGGAGUAUAUGCAUUCUUUAAAUGUCAUUCACAGAGAUUUAAAGCCAGAUAACUUACUAAUAGGUCAAGAUGGUCACAUCAAGCUAACAGAUUUUGGGCUCUCCAAGGUUGGACUAAUUACUAGUACAGAUGACUUGUCAUCCCCCUCGGUGACUCAUACUGGUUUUCUCGGAGACAACGAAGAAAAGACUCAACAUUCAUCGAAGAGAGAAGAGCGCCAAAAGCAUUCGGUUGUUGGAACUCCAGAUUAUUUGGCACCAGAGAUACUUCUUGGCAUGGGACACGGUGCAACCGCUGAUUGGUGGUCUGUUGGCGUUAUUCUUUUUGAGUUGCUUGUCGGUAUCCCACCAUUCAACGCAGAUCAUCCACAGCGAAUUUUUGACAAUAUAAUAAACAGAGAUAUACCCUGGCCCAAAAUACCUGAGGAGAUGAGUAAUGAUGCUUAUGAUAUAAUUGACAAAUUGCUUGCUGAAAAUCCAUUUCAGAGACUAGGAGCAACGGGUGCGGCAGAAGUGAAGAAGCAUCCAUUCUUCAAGGAUAUUAACUGGGAUACCCUUGCGAGACAAAAGGCUAUGUUUAUACCGUCAACGGAUGCACGUGACACAAGUUAUUUCAUGAGCCGAUACAUAUGGAAUCCAGAAGAUGACCAUGUUAAUGGAGACAGUGAUUUUGACGAUAUGACCGACACAUGCAGCAGUGGCUCGUAUACAUGCAGCAAUGUGCAAAGUGAAGAUGGAGAUGAAUGCGGCAGUUUGGCUGAAUUUAGUUCUCCUGCCCUUGCCGUGCAGUACUCGUUUAGCAAUUUCUCGUUCAAGAAUUUGUCUCAACUUGCUUCCAUCAACUAUGAUCUGGUUGUGAAAAGCUUAUUGGAAUCAUCGGAUGACUCUAAAUCAUCCCUAAUUCCCAAAUAA
Morus notabilis is the source of this 3366-nucleotide messenger RNA. Its product is annotated as probable serine/threonine protein kinase IRE. The record is from RefSeq and is a predicted model, not a curated record. The coding region runs from base 1 to 3366 and encodes 1121 amino acids. Lineage: Eukaryota; Viridiplantae; Streptophyta; Magnoliopsida; Rosales; Moraceae. Gene Ontology annotation, molecular function: ATP binding; protein serine/threonine kinase activity. The transcript is spliced from 18 exons. Gene Ontology annotation, biological process: intracellular signal transduction; peptidyl-serine phosphorylation.